CGAGAUGAAAAUAUUGAAGUUCUCCCCUGGAGUAACAAGGAUGGAUUAGAUUAGGACUGGGAUAAUCAGAGGUACAGCACAGGUUAAACCACUGGAAGAUAAAGUUCAAACAGYUGGUUCAGGAGGUGCUGUGGGUAUAUUGGUAGAAGGAUGUUGGCUGCCAGGAAAAAGACAAAGAGGAGGUAUAUGGAUGCAGUCAGGGAGGGCAUGAAGGUACAGUAGUUGCAGUGAGGACAGAGGAUGCAAAAUGAAAGCAAAUAGGACACAUCAUAUUAUUGUUCAACCCCCCACCUCCCCCACUCGGCCUUCUUUCCCUACAAUGGCAGCUCUCCGCUGAUUCAUCCAAAGCUGCGGAGCUGAUGAGCGUCCAUUUCUGGGUCAGUGAACAGCGGUGUCACGCUGAAUGGUGAACAGAGAAGAGAAACUACAGCUUUCAGACUCCACACAAACUGCACACACUCAAACACAAAACACACUGUCAACCCCUAAUCAGGUGUUCACACAGACAGGAUACCACCAAACAGCAGCAGCACUUCUCAGAAAUACAGGACUGUAAGUAAGUUUUUUUCUUUUUGAUCUGUGCGGUUGAUUAUUUACUCUUUGUAGUGAUGUCAAAGCAAGAAGUUACUGUCAAGGACUACAUUCAUAUAUGCUGGUAAAUGUGUGAAGGAAGUUCUUUGACAGUUUGAUCUUCGUCACUUCGCUCCUUUAUGCUCCUAUUCAGGUUCUAACACAAACUCAACAGCGAGCAUGAGGUCGCCUUAUUUCCCAGCCAGAUCGGUGCUUUUCCACAAGGAGCCGAACGGAGUGACGUACAGAGUCCCAGCUCUGCUCUACUUGACCAAGUUCAGAACCUUCCUGGCCUUCUGUGAGGAGAGACUCAGCCCAUCUGACUCCCAGGCCCACCUGCUCGUCAUGAGGAAAGGCACCUUCUACACCAACUACGUAGAGUGGGAGGACAUGCAUGUUCUGGGCACAGCCUUCCUGCCGGGUCACCGGUCCAUGAACCCAUGUCCGGUGUUUGAUGAGUUCACAGAGACACUCUUCCUGUUCUUCAUUGCCGUUCUGGGCCAUACCUCAGAGUCCUACCAGCUGGUGACGGGGAAUAACGUGACCCGGCUCUGCUACAUCUCCAGUACUGACGGAGGCCACACCUGGAGUCCAGUCACAGACCUCACCAAGACGGUCAUUGGAGAUACCAUCAAAGAUUGGGCCACCUUUGCUCUCGGCCCGGGCCACGGCAUCCAGCUGAAGUCGGGCCGUCUGCUGAUCCCCGCCUACGCCUACCACAUCGAGUGCAAGGAGUGCUUCGGACAGCUCUGCCAGACCACCCCGCGGGCCUUCUGCUUCCACAGCGACACCCACGGGAGAAGCUGGCGUUUCGGCGAGGCCAUACCAGCUCCGGAGAGCGUGGAGUGUCAGAUGGUGUCGGUGGACGAGGAGGGGGGCACCAACGUGUUGUAUUGCAACGCCCGCAGCCCUCUGGGUCACAGGGUGCAGGCCCUCAGUCUGGACGAUGGAGCCGUGUUCCAGGAGGGGCAGCUGGUGCAGCGGCUCGUGGAGCCUCGGAACGGUUGUCACGGCAGUAUUGUUGGGUUUCCUGCCCCUUUACAUCUCUACCAAGUUCCGCAGCAUCUCGUCGGACGUUGCAGACCCCGGACGUCCAAUGUGGACUCCAAGGACAAGACGACAUGUAGUCCUGUUGCAUCAACUCCCCUUUCUGCACCCCCAGACUUCCUGACACCCACGUGGGUGGUAUACUCCCACCCUACAUGGGCCACGGCCCGUAAGGACCUUGGUGUGUUCCUCAGCCUGUUUCCCCGCGACCCAGACAGCUGGCGUGGCCCCUGGGUGAUCUACGAGGGCCCCAGCGCCUACUCAGACCUGGCCUACCUGGAGCUGUCGCCCUCGCCCGGCGCGCCGCCCGCCGUGGCCUUCGCUUGCCUCUUCGAGUGUGGCGCCAAGUCGGCCUACGAGGAAAUCUGCUUCAGCAUCUUCACCCUCUACGAGCUGAUCGAUAACCUGCCAGAACACCUGGAGCGGACAGGCGGGACGGGGCGGGCUGAGGAGCCUCGCAGGUCACCUGCAGUCCAGCAGGCGCCUCUUGUGAAGAAGAGGAGAAAUAUGUUGAUGAAGAUGUGCUCUGUGUCUUAGAAGUCGAAGUGCAGUCAGGUUUUUUUUAUUGAACUUCAAUAAAGUAGGAAAAGUAGACUGAAGAUGUCUUUGAAAUCGAACUAUGAUGAUGAUGAUUGCUUGAUACAUACCCCUGCGAUAACUAGGCCUUAAAUUCUUAUGCAGCGUUGCCUUAGAGGUCAAAGGUCAAACACAUCCAGCUGUGGUUUUCAGCCCUAGGCUCUGACUCUGUUAGAUUUCCCAAAAAUGUCUUAAAUGAUGUUUCUUAUCUUUUUAUUGUCAAUUAGUGCAGAAUAUUUUAAUGGGUCAAUAAUACAUUAAAAAUCUAGUUGUCUUUGCAAAGUCAUUUGUUAUAUACUCAGU
Austrofundulus limnaeus is the source of this 2496-nucleotide messenger RNA. RefSeq names its product sialidase 4 (gene neu4). NCBI's taxonomy places the organism in Eukaryota, Metazoa, Chordata, Actinopteri, Cyprinodontiformes, Rivulidae. Gene Ontology annotation, biological process: oligosaccharide catabolic process; ganglioside catabolic process. Bases 751 to 2154 code for a protein of 467 amino acids. The record is from RefSeq and is a predicted model, not a curated record. Gene Ontology annotation, molecular function: exo-alpha-sialidase activity. The transcript is spliced from 4 exons. Gene Ontology annotation, cellular component: intracellular membrane-bounded organelle; cytoplasm; membrane.